AUGAGCUCAAAGGAUAACUUGGCCCUGGAUCUGGAGCACGGCGUGCGACGCUGGGAUCGCGCUCGCUGGAUAUCCGUCUUCAGCUCGCAUAACCCGACUAUACGCGAGGUGACGGAAUGCUUGGGCCUGGGCUUAUCGGCGUCUUCGUCCACGACCAACCGCGGCAUUCCGAAAUUCGACAACCCAGACUACCGCAAGCUCUCGAGUGAGGUGACGAAGCUGUCCAAGGAAUUGCCAAAAGAAAGAGAUUUGUUGCUGGAUUUCGCGGCGGAUCCGAGUUCCCUGAACCAGGAGCUCGAGGACCUGCUAGCGAGUUACGGACCCGCUAUUUGGGGCAGGGAUGCGGAUCGCAGCUGUUUACUCACGCCGGAUGCGACCAAGAAGACGUAUAACAAAGAUCUGUUUUACGAGGAGCCGGAGCAUAAGGAUAUUCUCAAGAUUCAUCUGCAUCGGUGGAUCAUCAUCAAAGCUUGCUACUACAUUCGCAACAUGAAGUUGAAGAGACCAUCGGGUGCGAAUGAGUAUGAUCAGCUUGCCGAUAUCGACGCCGAAGGUCUUUCACCACAUGGGACGCCACAGUCACUCACCCCACCUGAUCCGGAUACUGUUGCAGGUGCUGAUCUAGACGUUAAACCUAUUAAUCUGAAGAAGCGCAAGAGCAAUGCUCACCUCACCAUGUCCGACGAUGAAGAUCCUGAGGCUUCGCCUAUCAAAAGGCCGUACAGCACUAUGCCUGUGAGCCGAAAGGGCAGCCCAAGGAAGUGCAUCGACCCCCUCCCGGUAUUGGACAUCGUCACAGCAACAGUUAUACGAGCCCAUAUGAGCCGUCUUCACGCAGUGCUGCCAUGGCUCGAUCUGCUACGGAAACUCCUCGUUCUGCACCGCCAGCCACCCCUACACCAGCUUCGAAUCAAGGAUUUCAAGCAGUGA
This is a messenger RNA of Alternaria infectoria, 930 nucleotides long. RefSeq lists its product as uncharacterized. Lineage: Eukaryota; Fungi; Ascomycota; Dothideomycetes; Pleosporales; Pleosporaceae. The transcript is spliced from 4 exons. The coding region runs from base 1 to 930 and encodes 309 amino acids. The record is from RefSeq and is a predicted model, not a curated record.